ACUGGGCACCGACCCGGCUCCAGGAGCGCGGGGCGCCGCGGCUCCGACCAUGGGCAGCUUUCAGCUGGAAGACUUCGCGGCGGGCUGGAUCGGCGGUGCAGCCAGCGUCAUCGUCGGCCACCCUCUAGACACGGUCAAGACUCGCCUGCAGGCCGGCGUCAACUAUGGGAACACCCUCAGCUGCAUCCGCACGGUGUAUAGGAGGGAGAGUGUGUUCGGCUUCUUCAAGGGCAUGUCUUUUCCCCUUGCCAGCAUCGCUGUCUACAACUCAGUGGUGUUUGGGGUCUUCAGUAACACGCAGAGGUUCCUCAGCCAGCACCACGCCAGGGAGUCCGAGGCCAGAGGGUCCCACACCCUGUCGGACCUUCUCCUGGCCAGCAUGGUGGCCGGUGUGGUCUCUGUCGGCCUGGGGGCGCCUGUGGACCUCAUCAAGAUCCGGCUGCAGAUGCAAACACAGCCAUUUCAGGAAGGCAACCUUGGUUUGAAACCCAGGACAGUGGCUCUUGGGGUGCAGCCAGUCUACCAGGGACCUGUGCAUUGCAUCGCCACCAUCGUGCGGACUGAGGGCCUGGCAGGGAUGUACCGGGGCGUUGGCGCCAUGCUGCUGAGGGAUGUCCCGGGCUACUGUCUCUACUUCAUCCCCUAUGUGUUCCUGAACGACUGGAUCACACCCGAGGCCUGCACAGGCCCCAGCCCCUGUGCCGUGUGGCUGGCCGGUGGCCUGGCAGGAGCAAUUUCUUGGGGGACAGCGACUCCUAUGGAUGUCGUGAAAAGUCGACUCCAAGCUGACGGGGUUUAUUUCAACAAAUACAAAGGCAUCCUGGAUUGUAUCUCCCAGAGUUACCGGAAGGAAGGUCUUAAAGUGUUCUUCCGAGGCAUCACGGUGAACACUGUGCGCGGCUUCCCCAUGAGUGCCGCCAUGUUCCUUGGGUAUGAGCUCUCGCUGCAGGUGCUCCGCGGGGACCACACCGUGACCAGCCCCUGAGCGUCAGG
Odobenus rosmarus divergens (Pacific walrus) is the source of this 993-nucleotide messenger RNA. It is a transcript of the gene SLC25A48, whose product is annotated as solute carrier family 25, member 48. Gene Ontology annotation, cellular component: mitochondrion. Gene Ontology annotation, biological process: transmembrane transport. Bases 50 to 985 code for a protein of 311 amino acids. Gene Ontology annotation, molecular function: transmembrane transporter activity. NCBI's taxonomy places the organism in Eukaryota, Metazoa, Chordata, Mammalia, Carnivora, Odobenidae. The transcript is spliced from 7 exons. The record is from RefSeq and is a predicted model, not a curated record.